GGAUAAAAGCCAGCCCAGUCCUCUUCCGCUAUCUAGUUAUUGCAGCAGUAGAUAGAAUGGGGAUACAAAACAUGAAAUAGAAGCUGAAAAACAGCAGCAAAUGUCAAAAAUCAAGUUCCCAAAAACACAAUUUAGUCAUUGAAGUAACAGAGAGGAAAAAGAAACAAAGAGAAAAGAAGAAUAGAGAUAAAUUAUGUAUUCAACCUCAAUGCUACGUCGUUUCUUCUUCUUCAAUGCAGCAGCAUCAUCGUCUUCAAUAACACCUUCUUCUUACACUACUACUAUUACUUCCAAGAAAAAAUCACUUGUCUUCUUGGGUUCCCCUCAGGUCUCUGCAACAGUUCUUGAUGCUCUCUUCAAUGCUUCUGCUGCACCAAGUUCUUCUUUUGAGGUCACAGCAAUUGUUACUCAGCCGCCUUCUAGAAGAGAUAGGGGCAGAAAGGUGAUGCCGUCACCGGUGGCACAAUAUGCUCUUGAUAGAGGCUUUCCUUCUGAUCUCAUCUUCACACCCGAACGUGCUGGAGAGGAGACCUUCUUGUCCAAUUUACGAGCUUUGCAGCCUGAACUUUGCAUCACAGCAGCCUAUGGGAAUAUUUUACCCACCAAGUUUCUCAACAUUCCACCAUUAGGAACGGUCAACAUUCACCCGAGUCUACUACCAUUGUACCGUGGUGCUGCUCCUGUUCAAAGAGCACUUCAGGAUGGUGUUAAAGAGACCGGAGUCUCAUUAGCAUUUACCGUACGUGCCUUAGAUGCUGGACCUGUCAUUGCCCGUGAAAGAGUAGAAGUUGAUGACCAAAUCAAGGCACCGGAUCUGCUAGCAUUACUAUUUUCUGAAGGGUCUAAACUUCUUAUCUGUAAACUUCCUUCCAUAUUUGAUGGAUCUGCUGAAGUGAAUGCCGAACCUCAAGAUGAUUCUAAAGUUACAUUGGCUCCAAAGAUAAGUCCUGAAGAAUCAUGGUUAUCCUUUGAUGAAGAAGCUUUAAUUCUACAUAAUAAGGUUCGUGCAUUUGCAGGUUGGCCAGGAACCCGAGCUAAAGUUUUAGUCAUUGAUGAUGAAAGUAGCAACAACCAUAAUAUCCUCGAACUUAAAAUCAUCACCACAAGAGUAGGGUCUAAUGAUAAAAUCCGGGACAAUGAUGUACAUGACAUUGCUUUCAUCAAGGAUGCAUUGGUAUUUCCCUGUGGAGGACGUACAGAUCUUGAGGUAUUGGAAGUUCAACUUCCUGGUAAGAAGGUGACAUCUGCAGCUGCCUUUUGGAAUGGUUUACGCGGUCAAAAGCUAAAGACAUUAUAAUGAACAAGGCAUUUUACAUUAGACUGAUAAUAGCAUUGAACCAACUUCCCUCUUUCAUCCGGGCAAAGCUGCAGAAAACAUAUAAGACAGUAAAACUACCCGAGUUUUGUCCAGGUUCGUGUGUUCCAGCUUCAUAUCAUUUGCUUACUUCAUAAACUGGGAUCUGCCACAUGACAUCAGCUAUGGACUCUGAUUGUUGACUCUUUUAAGAGCAUACAAUUCUUUUUGGUAACCAUGAAAUGUAGGUUUAGACAUAAUUGUUUAUUUCAAACAUGACAUACUGCAAGAUGUUCAAUCAUUUUCACCAUGUUGGUUUUUCAAACCCGAGGUUUAGGAACCUAUAAACUUCUGCUAUUGAUUGUUCAAUAAUCUCGUCAUGUACCUCUUUUCAUCGUCUUCGUUUAGCAACUCGGUGUAAUCUUUGUUCUGCUGAAACAUCUUGCUGAAUAUCUUUGAUCA
Molecule: messenger RNA, 1756 nt
Organism: Gossypium raimondii (Peruvian cotton)
Lineage: Eukaryota; Viridiplantae; Streptophyta; Magnoliopsida; Malvales; Malvaceae
Exons: 12
Coding region: 194-1297 (367 amino acids)
Biological process (GO): conversion of methionyl-tRNA to N-formyl-methionyl-tRNA; biosynthetic process
Molecular function (GO): methionyl-tRNA formyltransferase activity
Source: RefSeq, a predicted model, not a curated record